Messenger RNA from Peronospora matthiolae, 249 nucleotides. The record is from the annotation of a GenBank genome assembly. Lineage: Eukaryota; Oomycota; Peronosporomycetes; Peronosporales; Peronosporaceae.
AUGGCGGACACUGCCUCGAAGCAUCGAGCUGAGUUUGCCUUUGCUCAGCUUGAGAACGAGAGAUCUCUGACAUCUCUUCGUGACGAGCUAAGGGUAGCUCGUGGGAUUGUUGAUCGGUCUUGGGAUGAGAAAGCUGCUCUUCAGACCCUUAUCGAUGCCCACCAUCGGGAGCACAAGGCUCUCUGCGAGAUGCUUGAGCGCAAGGGCGUUCUUCAUCGGAAGAAGCAGCGUACUGAUGGUACUGCUUAA